Messenger RNA from Pocillopora meandrina, 1169 nucleotides. NCBI's taxonomy places the organism in Eukaryota, Metazoa, Cnidaria, Anthozoa, Scleractinia, Pocilloporidae. The record is from the annotation of a GenBank genome assembly.
AUGGCUUUUUUCUCAAUACCCGUGUUCCAAAGUGGAAAGAAAUCACACAGGAAAACUCGACCCUCAGAAGUUAAAUUUGAUAUGGAGACCGAUUUGGCCCGUGAGGUAGACAGUUUGGGAAAAAUCGAGAAAAACAUGACCCGAGAGGUUAGAUUUACUCGUGGUAGAUGGUUCACUGCUGAUGAGUACGGCAAAUUCCACCUAUACAGUGGAUAUCGUAACGGAAAGAGCGGUGAGCUGAGGAACCACAAGUUAUCCAUAUUUGGCCUUGUCCUAACUUAUAAUUCAAAAUAUGGAAUCUUGGAUCUUUUCGAAGAAGACUUCAAUGAAUCUAAACAGACUUAUCCAACCUUAAGAGAGGAAAUGAUUGGAUUUCCACUAGCACACUGUAGUGUAUUGCGUUACCUAAGCGUUACUAUAGUCACGCUAUAUCCUGUAAGACACGAUCGGUACAUGAUUGUAAAAAGUACUUCCUAUGUAAAAGUAGUAUUACUGAUUCCUAGUACUGUAUUGUGAAUAUAGCUUGUUGAUUCUUUAAUAAAAUUUAGUUGAGCAAUAGCAAUGAAAGGAGUAACUUGACUGAGUCUAGACGACACAACACACACCUCACUGUGACGCACUCGAAUUCUUUCCACGAUUCAGAUUAACGAGGGUCUACGCCCUCACCUGCAGUGACACCGUGUAAUGUAAAAUGGUCCAACGCCUUGCGGCUUGACCCAACAACGACCGGUGGCCGCUGCCUUCAUUUCACUGCCUCUUCUUCUGGCGAUUUCUUUGUUGUUUUUGCAACGAUACCGAGUCGGCGCAGCUCUUGGUAUUAUGUGCAGAUUGGAGUUAGCGAAGUUGCAAUUUACACUUGAAGGUCUUUAAAUGUUAACUGAAAGUGUGUGACACAUUUUGAUUUGUGUACGGUGAUAAUCAUUUGUCAGCAACACUCUUAGACUUUGACUAUAUUUUUUACUUUUUAGGGAGAGAGGGAAGUUACAUCAACGUCAGACACUGGAUCUGUGUCUAUCGGAGAUGCAUUGCUGUACCAGUCAUACUUUGUUUGCCUUUAUGAAAAGCCUAACAGCACUCUGAUUGAAUAUGGAAAGUCUCUGGGUACCUCAGACGGUGGAGACAUAUACCUGACGCAUCUUGACGCGAACGAUCCUUUGCCCGUCCGGUAA